This is a messenger RNA of Alternaria ethzedia, 768 nucleotides long. RefSeq lists its product as uncharacterized. Bases 1 to 768 code for a protein of 255 amino acids. The record is from RefSeq and is a predicted model, not a curated record. NCBI's taxonomy places the organism in Eukaryota, Fungi, Ascomycota, Dothideomycetes, Pleosporales, Pleosporaceae. Gene Ontology annotation, biological process: carbohydrate metabolic process. The transcript is spliced from 3 exons.
AUGCCAGCUAUCAAGCAUCCUGUAAAGAUCAACGUGGAUCUGGGUGAAGGAUACGGAAACUUCAAAUGCGGGCCAGAUGAUGAGUUAAUUCCACUUAUUGACCAUGCAAACAUAGCCUGUGGUUUCCACGCUGGGGACCCAUUGAUUAUGCACCAGACAGUAUUGGCCUGCAAAAAGCACAACAUCAAAAUCGGUGCACAUCCUGGCCUCCCAGACAUUCAAGGCUUCGGCCGACGCGAGAUCAAAAUGUCGCCGGAAGAACUGACAGCUGCUGUUCGCUAUCAAGUCGGCGCGUUGAAAGCGUUUUUGGAUGCAGAAGAUGUGCCCUUACAUCAUGUCAAGCCCCAUGGCGUAUUGUACGGGAUGAUGUAUCGGGACAGGGAAGUGUGCCGUGCAGUUUAUGCUGGUGUGCCCAAAGGAACAACAGUAUUUGGUCUUGCGGGAACUCUGCACGAAGAGGUUGCGAAAGAGCUUGGAUUGCCGUUCGUAGCAGAGCUUUACGGAGAUGUCAAGUACAACAAGGACAAGACCUUGGUAAUCGACCGUAAGAAGAGACCAUGGCUUCCAGAAGAGGCGAGAAAGCACAUUCAGAGUCAGGUAGAAACUGCAACUGUCACGGCUGUUACCGGCGAGGAGCUGCAACUUCCUAUAGGGGACCACGAGGUCUCGAUGUGCUGCCACUCGGAUUCGCCUGGGGCUGUGGAGAUUGUCAAAGCUGCAAGAGGAAUUGUUGAUCAGUUCAACAGUAAGCACUUUGGGCAGUCUUGA